AGGACUAGAUUUGCAGAGGUGUGGAGCGCGUGGAUGCCACAGUGAUCCACUAGACUGACGUCUCUCCGGUAGCGCAGACGAAGACCGCAGCAGCCCGGUUAUUUUACAGACUUCAGUGCAGCCAAGCAGUCGACAGUCUCUCCUGCAGAGAGACACACACAGAGCGGAAUUUUAAAAAAAGAACUUCGUCAACGACAGGCUGUAGUUUUGCAGCAUGAUCCACCUUCCGCAAUCUCCGUUUCAACGCACGAGCCCAGCAACUGUUUGAUUUUGCUGGUGUGUUGGCUCUUUUUGGGAAAGAUUCGUCUUUUUUCCUCCUUCGGCUGAUGUAAAAGAAGCAACCCCUUUAUAUUGGAAUGAUGUGGACCUCUCAUGAUACUGUUGGAUUUGUUUUCUUAGCCGGAUUUUGCGUGCAAUUUGGAUUCUCCUUUGAAGGUCGCUUCACGGAUCUGCCCUCCAACAUGACGGUUAAAGAGGGACAAAACAUAGAGAUGGCGUGCGCGUUCCAGAGCGGAACCGCGUCAGUCUAUUUGGAGAUCCAGUGGUGGUUCGUGAAAGCACCGGAACCCACUGACAGCGAGGAGGACGUGGAUGCUGAGGAGAUGGAGAUGAUACAAGAGCCAGAUCCUGAUGAUGAGGGAACCAAAAUAAGUACAGUGAAAGUCCAGGGCAACGACAUCUCACACAAGCUGCAGAUGUCCAGAGUCAGCAAGAAUGAUGAAGGACUGUACGAGUGCAGGGUGACACGCGCCAACUACGGAGAGAUUGUGGAAUACAAAGCCCAAGCCUGGCUGAAGGUCAACGCCACGGCCCGGCCAAGACGACCACUGGCGCCUCCCAAGAAGAGCUCCCCGCUGCACCUGACGGACAAGAAGCCCAGAAAGUCCAGCUCAUCCAUGGGCCAGGACAACAUGAGUUCAGACCAGAGGGUGGACUCAACUUCAACCUCUCACACAUCCUCCAACACAAAUAAACACAACGCUGGCUCAGGUACAAGAAUAUCAUCCAGCUAUGGACUGGCUGUCCUCCUCCUGGCAUGUGGUUUGGUGAGGGAUGCCUUGUUAUAAUUUGAAGAACUGACAUGGUUUGCGCCCAGAUCUCGCUUCUCCCCAUUCGCUCUCAAAGCGAAAAAGAAAUUGCCUGUUUUAUUUUUCUCUCCCUCUCUUUCCCACCAUGCGGACAGCACAGUUGGCCCCUCAUUUCCCAGCCACCACUGCUCUUGCACCCAGCACAUUGUUAUUAGCCACUGUAAACACCAGUCACCUUUAAACCAGUCGGAUUACCUUUUGUACAGACGUCGACUCAACACCAUCUGAGGUGCGAGGCUCCGCUGUGAAAACGGACUGUAUCUUUGUUGGAUAUCGCUCAUGGAGAAAUGACUUUCUUAUGGUUUCGCUGUUUCUGUUCAUGUGUACAUUGCUCAAAAGUGAACAAGAAAAAAGGAGAAUCUACAUUUGUGUAAUAUAUAUAAUUCUAGAUAUAUGUUUUAUUUGAAACACUGAGAAUUAUCGUAUGUGCUGUAUACAUAGCUCACCAUAUUGGCCAUUGGGUUUCAUUGUGAAUAGGCCCUCUCAAAGAAACAAAAGAUAUUUAAGUACACAUUAAUUUAGACUGUUAAAAAUUAACCAUCAGGUUAAAAAAGGUUGAAUUCAUCAUUUUCCUUCUGCUGUAUUAACGAUUCAAAUUAUCUGAUGUGCAUAAUUUAACAUCUUGUUAGUGAUAAAGGUGUGCAUGCUUAUUGGUCUGAAGGCUAAAAAGAGGAGAGCAUCUGUUUUUUGAGCUACAUGACUCAGCACUUGGCGUUCAGUGUUACAGUUUGUUGAAUUCAGCUUUGUUUUGAUGUGCUAGCCUCGGUGUGAAAAAAAAAAUACUGUCCCUUGUCAUUUUUAGUUUGUAUUGCAUCCUCUGUAGGAAUAAAAAGGAUGUUACAAUU
Notolabrus celidotus (New Zealand spotty) is the source of this 1933-nucleotide messenger RNA. RefSeq names its product V-set and transmembrane domain containing 2A (gene vstm2a). The record is from RefSeq and is a predicted model, not a curated record. Lineage: Eukaryota; Metazoa; Chordata; Actinopteri; Labriformes; Labridae. Bases 357 to 1067 code for a protein of 236 amino acids. The transcript is spliced from 5 exons.